AUUGUCAACUAUAAAAUGAAAGUAACGUACCCGGCCGUACGUGUUUAAGCAUGACUCACACACUACUAUGUCAGUUUUUUACUAUCCUGUAACUGUGUUUUUUAUAAAUACUACCGUAUUUGUAUAAAUUGAGGAACUGGUUAAUCAUGAACGUGCAGAUACUGCAUGAUGGGUCCCCCUUAUUGCGAGCAAUAUUUUACGGGGACGCAAACGAAGUUCUAGCGCUAUUAUCAAGACGAGAGGAUGCAAAUUGGCAAGAUAUAGAACAGCGUUCUCUCCUCCAUGCAGCCGCAUUUAUGGGAGAUGCAACAAUCGUAGAAAUGCUUCUGUUGCAUGGAGCUGUAGUAAGCGCUAAAGACAAGACAUGGCUAACUCCGUUGCACAGAGCCUGUUCCUUAGGAAACCAUAACGUUGUGAAUAUUUUAUUGCACUAUAAAGCAAACGUCAAUAUUGGGGACCGUAAUUGGCAAACUCCUUUGCACGUAGCAGCAGCGAAUAAUGCUGUACAAUGCGCAGAACUGAUAAUACCACAUUUAAGAAACGUCAAUGUAGCGGAUAGGAACGGUAGGACAAGUUUGCAUCACGCAGCCUACAACGGACAUCUUGAAAUGACAGAGUAUUUGAUUCGAGUCGGCUGCAUAGUGAAUGCUUACGAUAGAAAGAAUCGUAGGGCUUUGCAUUUUGCAGCGUACAUGGGACACGACAGUAUCGUGAAAACUCUUAUAGCACACGGAGCAGACGUAAACGUUAAAGAUCGAGAUUUGUACACUCCGUUACAUGCAGCCGCAGCUUCCGGUAACGUUGAAUGUAUGCAUAUAUUAAUUAAUGCCGGUGCAAACAUCGAGGCAAGAAAUGAAUUUGGAAAUACACCGAUGCAUAUUGCGUGUUUGAACGGCCACGCGGACGCGGUUAAAGAAUUAAUUGCUAACGGUGUGAACAUUGAGGCCGUAAACUAUCGGCGACAAAGUUCGCUACACGUUGCCGCUGCUAGCUCUCACGGCGUUAAUUGUUUGGAAGUACUUUUGCACGCUGGUUCAAAGAUAAAUGUUCAAUCGAAAGAUGGGCACACGCCUCUGCAUAUGACCGCGAUUCACGGAAGAUUUACUCGGUCGAAAAGUUUAUUGGACGCCGGAGCAUCACCGGACACCAAGGACAAAAUCAGAAACACUGCUCUGCACAUAGCUGCUUGGUUCGGCCACGAGUGUUUAACGACAACUUUGCUGGAAUACGGCGCAUCUCCGGCGGCUCGCAACGUUGAGCUACGUACGCCGUUGCAUUUGAGUUGUCUGGCAGGCCAUAUCGAGGUUUGUAGGAAAUUGUUACAAGUCGAUAGCCGGCGUAUAGAUACAAGAGAUGUCGGUGGUAGAACACCGUUGCAUUUAGCUGCGUUUAAAGGAUCCGUGGACUGUUUGGAUCUGUUGCUGUCCAGCGGUGCUAAUUUUCGAUUGACCGAUAACGACAAUAGACUGGCGCUUCAUUAUGCCGCCAGCCAGGGCCAUUAUCUUUGUGUUUUCACUUUAGUUGGAUUUGGGAGUGAUUCGAACGCGCAAGACGUAGAUGGCGCCACCCCUUUGCAUUUAGCAGCAGCCUCGAAUCCUACGGAUUCUGGUGCUCAAUGCGUGCAGUAUUUACUGAAACACAGAGCAGAUCCUCGUUUACGCGAUAAACGCGGUUUUACCGCAAUUCAUUAUGCAGUAGCCGGAGGAAAUCAACCAGCUUUGAAAGCCUUGUUGGAAGCAUGUCCGCAAAUGAACUUGCAGGCAUCCAGCAAUUGUACAGAGAAACAAGAACCACCAGCGCCAACGCUAACACCUCUACAUCUUGCGGCAUACUACGGGCACAGCGAGAUAUUGAGCUUAUUGUUACCAUUGUUUCCUAAUACCAACAUUAAAGAAGAUACCGGUAAAACGCCCUUACAUCUAGCUUCUUGCAAAGGCCAUCGACAGUGUGUCGAGUUAUUAUUAAGACACGGAGCGUUCGUAUCUGUUCAAGACUCUAUCGCGAGACGCACUCCGGUACACUGCGCAGCCGCAACAGGUUACAUUGUUUGUCUGAUACUUCUGCUGGAGAACACGGAAGACCCGAGUGUCGUUGACUGUUACGAUGCGAAACAACGCACUGCUUUAACAUUGGCGGUGGCGAACAGUAAUACAGAGUGCGUUAUUUCGCUGUUGAAAUACAAAGCUGAUUGUAACUUACCAGACGUAAACAAACACACACCAUUGUUCCGAGCAGUGUUCAGCGAACACGACCAGCAGCUAGUAAAGUUGCUAUUGUCGCACGGCGCGCAAGUAGCGGUUCAAGACACAAAUGGUAAAACGCCGUUGCAUUUAGCUGCUGCAUGUGGAAGAGUGAAAGCAUUAGCCGCACUCGUUAAAGCUGACCCUGAAGCUGCCACUCUAAAAGAUGAUCAAAAUUGCAGUGUUCUUCAUUGGGCUUGUUACAAUGGGAACUCCAAUUGCGUGGAAUAUCUUCUGAAACAAAAUGUAGUCGAUUCGUUAGAGGGUAAUCCAUUUUCUGCUGUACACUGUGCCGUGUACCAGGGAUCGGUGGAUUGUUUGAAGUUAUUAAUAACGAAAUUUGGAGGGAAAACAGUUGCUGCUCUAAGGGAUAAUCCUGGCGAUCGACUACCUUUACACGUUGCUGCCAGUGCAGGCACUCUCGAGUGCGCGAGAUUAAUUUUAAAAUCAGUUGGUCCGGAAUUAGCUGGACUCGAGACUCCGGACUACUCGGGUCGAACGCCUCUUCUUUGCGCCGCUGUUGCAGGCAAAUGUGACGUUAUCGAAUUAUUGCUCGAGGGUGAAGCCGACGUGAGUGCCGUCGAUUGCAACAAGAACACAGCACUGCACUUGGCUUGCCAAAGACGACACUCUGCUGCUGCUUCGUUGCUGUUAAAUUGGAUCGACGCUGCUAAUACAAACGGGGAGAACACACCGCAGUCGCAGCAACAGCGCCUAUCUGUUAUCAAUAUGACCAAUAAACAACAAAGGACUCCGUUACAUUUGGCGGCAAGAAAUGGACUCGUUAAAGUUACGCGUCGUUUAUUGCAAUUAGGGGCAAGCGUUGUGGUCGUUGACGUCGAAGGUCUUACUCCUGCAUUGGCUUGUGCGCCGAAUCGCGCCGUGGCGCGUUGUUUGGCCACCAUCCUUGCUGCGCAUGGUCAACACUGGGAAGCGGCGCAACACUCGCCCUCGAUCCAACAAACGUCGGAAGUGUAUUUAAACGGCAGAAGUGGUGACUCGCAACACAGUUCAGAUUCCGAAUUUUACUGACAAUAGUCGUCGCAGUUAGGCCAUCGCGGGUCUCAAAUUCUAAACGUCGAUGCAACUCGCGGGAAUAACGACGCUGCGAAACCGGUGCCUGGAUCAUUUCGAAUCCAGACUUAUGAGAGCCUGGUUUUACCACUUGACACGUGAUAAAAAACGCAUACACAAUGGACAUUCUAUACACGAAACCCGUAUUCUUUUUGUAUAGUUUAUGAAAAGAUAGGAUAAAUAUUGUUUAUUUAUACUUUACAAAGAUAUUGUUCUUUUCCUUCGAAUUUGUAUUGUACAUGUCACAGUGUUGUUGGUAUUAUUUAUGUAUUGUUUUUUUUAGGAUUACUAACACUAAUACUCGGUUUCAGAAACUUUGUAAAUUACAUAAAUAAUACUAACACGAAUGUAAUAGGUGCCAAAUACUGAUACGAAAGAAAAGAAGAAUAGGUCUAAGAAGUAUAAAUAAAAAAAUAUCACGCAUCACCGUUUUCAGGCCUUACUGCUUUUACAAGUUUACUACAUUUCUAAUGCACAAUAGUCUGAGAUAAUAUUGUCGAGGCACAAAGAAUUAUCCUGUCGGGGACAAACGAUAGUCACGAUGCAACUAUAGACGAUCGGAAUUUUUUAUUCUUGGGAUAAAUAGAUCUUUUGGUGCUACGGGGUCGACCACCGAAUCUAGAUACUGUCUACCUAUUUUUCGGGUUCUGCGAUCAUUUCUAUAGCAGUCGAAGUAAUGUCCAAUUUGAAUUUAAUACAGAAUUGCAUUUCUCCCUCUGAUACUCGUGCAUUUAUCUUUUAUCGAGGUUCUUAAACGCUAUAUUUUAUGUUGUAUAGCGUAUUUUACUUUUUCGUAAAUUGUAGACAUAAUGUUUUUUAGGUUUUCUAUUCGGAAUACCCGUAAAAUCUACGUGUUCGACAAUCGUCACACGUUAUUCUAUACUUAUUAUCGUUAUCAACGUAUAUGCAUUUAGAAUGCUCAGUAAAUUAUUUUCUUUUUUAUACCGAGCGGUCGAGACAAGUUUCGAAUCAUAUCGUGCGCAUGGAUUAUGUAUUUUUAUUGUACAUACUGAUAUCGCAAUAAUUGCUUGAACAGGGGGAUAUUAAAUAAUAGCCGACGGAACAAUAGUAAUAUUGAAUAGAACGAAGCAAUUUCCAAUUUUGUACGUAGUUUAAGCGAACCGCGCGAAUUUCAUAUACAGUAUUUUUCACCGAAAGAUAUAAAUCGUAUCUGCCUGUACAUAUUGAUAAAUAUUUUUCAAUACCGACGAUCCGUAUACACAUAUACAACGUGAGUUCCGGAAAUUUAAUACUGUAUUACAUCGAAAUCGCGCUAUAAUUUUAAGUGCUACUGCCAAUAUUGUGCAUCUAUACUGCGUAACACAUUUGUAAUCA
Molecule: messenger RNA, 4649 nt
Organism: Colletes gigas
Lineage: Eukaryota; Metazoa; Arthropoda; Insecta; Hymenoptera; Colletidae
Product: serine/threonine-protein phosphatase 6 regulatory ankyrin repeat subunit A-like
Exons: 15
Coding region: 147-3272 (1041 amino acids)
Biological process (GO): protein localization to ciliary inversin compartment
Cellular component (GO): ciliary inversin compartment; cytoplasm
Molecular function (GO): protein binding
Source: RefSeq, a predicted model, not a curated record